AGCUCGGAAGCCACUUGAGGUCAGCAAAAGCAUCCUGGAGAUCUGGAGAAGGGCAACAGAGUUGAUCCUGGCAGGCAGGGAAGGCGAUAGAUUUCAAAAUGCCAACCCAGGAGUCUUUUGGGAGUUACCAGGAUGAGACUAAAACAGGGCAAGAUUUUACAUGGGUGGUGAAGGCUAAUGACCGGGCUUAUCAUGCACAAAUUCGAAAGAGGCAUAUCUGGUGUUUGAAGAAGAAAAAAUAUGCAGACAAUGCCAUUAAGACAUCUAAGUACAACGUUUUCACUUUUCUCCCUCUCAACUUGUAUGAACAGUUUCACCAGAUAGCUAAUCUAUACUUCUUGUUCAUCAUUCUUUUGCAGACCAUCCCACAGAUCUCCACACUGCCUUGGUUCGCACUCCUCCUUCCCCUUGCUAUCUUGUUGUCCAUCAGAGGCAUCCGCGACUUAAUUGAUGAUGUUGCACGGCACCGAAGUGAUGGGGAAAUCAACAACCGACCUUGUGAGAUCUUGACAGGGAGAAGUUUCAGCAAACAGAAAUGGAGUGAUAUACAAGUGGGUGAUAUUGUUUGCCUUCACAAGGACAGCUUGGUACCGGCUGACCUCCUCUUACUCUCCAGUUCAGAGCCAAACAGCCUCUGCUACGUGGAGACCAUGGACAUAGAUGGAGAGACCAACCUAAAAUACAGACAAGCUCUCCUGGUCACGCAUGAGCAGCUGAUCUGCAAGGAGAACAUGGCUGCCUUUGACGGAGUGGUGGUCUGCGAAGAGCCAAACAGCCGGUUACAUACCUUUGUCGGCACCCUGGAAUGGCACGGAGAGAAAUACUCUCUGGAUAGUGAGAAAAUCCUGCUGCGUGGCUGCAGAAUACGUAACACAGAGGUCUGCUAUGGCCUUGUUAUUUAUGCAGGUUUCAAUACCAAAAUCAUGAAAAACUGUGGGAAGAUCAAGUUAAAAAAAACAAAACUCAGCCGUCUGAUGGAUCGUCUCGUGCUAAUGAUCACAGUGAGUCUCCUUCUGAUCUCCUUCAGCCUUGCCAUUGGCUCGGGGAUAUGGGCCACCAAGUUCCUCCAGGAGCACAGCUACCUUUUUGUCUUCUACAGCCACACCAGUGCAGUCAGCUAUGCAUUCUUUGCAUUCUGGGGAUUCCUUAUCCUCCUCAGCCUGGUCAUCCCCAUGUCCAUGCUCAUCACGUUAGAAUUUAUCUACCUGGUCAACAGCUGCUUCAUCAACUGGGACAUGGAAAUGUAUUAUGCAGUAAAGGACACACCUGCCAAAGCUCGGAGUACAAGUCUGAAUGACCAGUUGGGGCAGAUAGAAUAUAUCUUCUCAGACAAAACAGGCACUUUGACUCAGAACAUCAUGACUUUCAAGAAAUGUUGUAUCAAUGGAACCAUCUAUGGUAAUGAUUCUGAGUUGUGGACCUUAACCAAAGAGAAUGUCCCACCCCUCUGGAACAAAUACCUAGACAAGAAAUUGGAGUUUCACAAUCAGCUGCUUUUGGAUACUAUCCGGCAGGACCAGGACACAGUAGCGAGGGAAUACAUGCGGCUGCUUGCCCUGUGUCACACCGUCAUGGUGGAAGAGAAAGAAAGUGAGUGGACUAGUGAGCUUGUUUACCAAGCAGCUUCGCCAGAUGAAGAAGCCCUGGUGACAGCCGCCAGAAACCUGGGUUACGUCUUUCUCUCCCGGACCCAAGAUACCAUCACUAUAAGUGAGCUGGGUGUACAACGGACUUACAAGGUGCUGGCAUUGCUAGACUUCAACAGUGUACGGAAACGGAUGUCUGUUUUGGUGCAAGACCCUGAAGGCUGUAUCAAGCUUUACACCAAAGGGGCAGAUACCGUGGUCCUAGAAAGACUCCACAAUGACGGGACCAAUGAGGGCUGCACCAUCAAGGCACUGGAUAGUUUUGCAGCAGAGACCUUAAGGACUUUGUGCCUGGCUAUGAAAGAGGUGGAUCAACAGGAGUACGCCCUCUGGAGCAAGAGACACCAUGCUGCUAGCGUCUUAUUACAGGGCCGGGCCCAAGCGUUGGACACAGUAUAUGAGGAGAUUGAGCAGAAUCUCAAGCUUCUGGGUGCCACAGCCAUAGAAGACAAACUACAAGAAGGGGUCCCUGAGACCAUUCAUCUGCUCAAAAGGGGGAACAUCAAAGUGUGGGUGCUAACUGGAGAUAAGCAAGAAACUGCAGUCAAUAUUGGAUUUGCUUGCCAACUCCUUUCAGCAGACAUGACCAUUCUGGAGGAAAGCGAAAUCAGUGAGAUUCUUGAACCACCUUGGUACAGCAGCAACAGUUUGGCUGGCAGUGGUGAAGUCCUUUGCAACACCAGCUCUUUUCCGCCUUUCCAAGCAUCCUCAACGCAUGGCAAAAAAGCACUGGUGGUCACUGGGGAUUUCCUUGAUAAAAUCUUUCACAUGGAGGAGGACAAGAAAGCAAAGAAGAAGGAAGGCCUUUUGGAAUACUUGGGCUUUCAGAGAGCAGACACCAGCAAGGACCACAGGAACCACACUGAAAAAGCAUUUGUGGAACUGGCCACCACCUGCCAAGCUGUGAUCUGCUGCAGGGUCACGCCCAAGCAGAAAGCCCUUAUUGUGCAGAUGGUGAAGAGACACAAGAACCCCAUCUCCUUGGCCAUUGGAGAUGGGGCCAAUGAUGUCAACAUGAUUAAAACUGCAGACAUAGGGGUUGGAAUCAGUGGGCAAGAGGGAAUGCAAGCGGUGCAGUGCAGUGAUUAUGCGCUGGCUCAGUUCUGCUAUCUGCAGAGGCUCCUCUUCGUCCAUGGCAAGUGGUCCUACCUCCGGAUCUGCAAAUUUCUCCGCUACUUCUUCUUCAAGACGUUUGCUGGCAUGAUGGUGCAAAUCUGGUUUGCUUUCUAUACAGGCUUCACAGCACAGCCUCUGCUGGAGGGCUGGUUCCUUGCCCUUUAUAAUGUUUUCUACACAUCGUACCCAGUACUGUGUUUGGGCUUGUUUGAACAGGAUGUGAAUGCCAAGAAAAGUCUGCAGUUCCCUGAGUUGUACAAGGCAGGCCAGAAAGACCUCUUCUUCAAUUUUCGGACAUUCUUUCUGUCCUUUGUCCAUGGGUCUCUUGUCUCUUUGGUCAACUUCUACAUCACCAUGUGGGCCAUGGGGGACAGAGCUGGCAUCCAGGUCAUUGGUGAUUAUCAGUCCUUUGCUAUGACUAUUGCAACCUCCGCCAUCUUAACCGUCAUUGCUGAGGUGAGUGUGCUUAUCAAAUUCUGGACAUUCUUCUCUGCUCUGGCCAUCUUGCUCAGCCUUGUGCUUUACUGCCUUUUCACGUACAUCACUCAAAACUUCCAAGCCUUUAGAGCUGCUCCCCUGAUUUUCUCCUUUCCUGAGGCCACCAGGAAUGCUCUGUCUGACCCGACUGCUUUGCUUGUCAUCUUGCUUUGUGUUGUGGUGAACACUGUCCCCUCCCUCGCUGUCCGUUUUGUGCGCAGCAUCACCAGCCCCCCAACUCUGUCAGAGUAUGGGAGCUGUAGUUCAGGAAGGCUGGUACAUACAUUAUACAAUGAUCCAUCAUCCUUCUUCCUUUUCUUUCAGACGUUGCAAGUCCAGGAGAUGCAGAAGAAGCAGACAACCGUGGAGCUGAUGUCUCAUGCCAGCAGGAAUUCACUCCAGAGGCAUUCCAGCUACGCCUUUUCCCACAAGGAAGGGUACGCUGACCUCAUCUCCCGGGGAGCCAGUCUACGGAUCAAGGGUGUCCGUGUCCGCAGCCAACUGAAUGGCUUUUGCAGCACCCACCUCCCUGGAAAAGACAGCCCACUGCCAACCGAAAUCAACACUGCCCCUAAAGAGGCUUCUGCAGAGCAGAAGGUCCAACUCUCUUGAAGGAGACAAAGCUGCCAACCUAUCACUGAUAACAGGAAUGGCCACUGCUGGGCCUUUAUUCCCUGCCCUGCACAGGGAUGACUUUUGCCCUGAACGCCAUGAUUUCUUCCUGAAACUGAGGACUGCCCUUGGCAGAAGUUUUCGACAGACAGUGUCUGAUUGUAGUUUGUAAAAUUCUGAAUUCAAACCCUAGAGACACCUGUCUCAGACUUCAUCGUUCAGAUGUUCUCAUCCUUUUUUUCCUGCCAGUAUCUGAAGGUUUACUUCUAUUUUGUGCAAUAAUCUUGUGAGUGAUAACCUACUUUGGCUAGGUUUACCUAGAGAUGGUGGGCAGUCUGUGUCUACCGGUAGGCCCGUGUGAUCCUAGCAAAACAGUAUUUGCUCCGGGUUCACAUCUGGAGGGCUUUGCAGAUCUCAAUCUGAGGUCGCCUCCCCUAGACAGCCCCUGAAGUCUCUGCACUGUGCAGGGUAGCUCCUGGUAAAGGAAAAAUCCUUGCUUGCAGAAAGCCACCAUCUCUGAUGGUGAAGAUGUUACGGAAAGAGCAGAUAGUAAGUGCUCAAAGAAAGGCAUACUAUACUUCUCUUUCACUGUCACUUGAAAUGUGGUUCAGGUAUAUGUGCCUGGCUGUCAAACUGAUUUGCAAAGCCAAGUCCGUUGUGCCAAAAAGAAAG
Molecule: messenger RNA, 4523 nt
Organism: Candoia aspera
Lineage: Eukaryota; Metazoa; Chordata; Lepidosauria; Squamata; Candoiidae
Gene: ATP8B3
Product: ATPase phospholipid transporting 8B3
Exons: 29
Coding region: 99-3851 (1250 amino acids)
Biological process (GO): phospholipid translocation; Golgi organization
Cellular component (GO): trans-Golgi network; plasma membrane
Molecular function (GO): ATP binding; ATP hydrolysis activity; ATPase-coupled intramembrane lipid carrier activity
Source: RefSeq, a predicted model, not a curated record